This is a messenger RNA of Lates calcarifer (barramundi perch), 3084 nucleotides long. It is a transcript of the gene ints10, whose product is annotated as integrator complex subunit 10. The transcript has 18 exons. NCBI's taxonomy places the organism in Eukaryota, Metazoa, Chordata, Actinopteri, Centropomidae. Gene Ontology annotation, cellular component: integrator complex. Gene Ontology annotation, biological process: snRNA processing. The coding region runs from base 393 to 2606 and encodes 737 amino acids. The record is from RefSeq and is a predicted model, not a curated record.
CCAUUAUCGUAACGUGAGAAAAUGUGUCGGUAAAUAAAGAACUAGCUUUGACUGAUAAUAUUGAAAUGACUUUAAAUGGACUGGUAAUGUUGAAAUGACGUAUUCUUCUUUAUGGUUACGGUUGUUAUAUUUUUAUAAGAUAACUGACUAAUAGAGCACGGGUUAGUGGGCAGUUCUUGCAAAGAUGUCAAUACACAGAGAUAUAGCUAAUGCUAACUAGCUAGCUGUUGCUAGCCGUAUCCUUAGAAUUUGUAUAGAUAAACUCUCUGUAGCUUCACGAAAUUUAUCCACCGAGACUUAAGUAAGUAGCCGUAUGCAUUGAACUACAGCCUGAGCUGCGUGUGGAGUCUGUGUGACACCUUUGACACUGAAAGCUCAAUUCAUAUAAAACAAUGUCAGCGCAAAAAGACUGCGAGUUUUUGGUCAAAAGAGCCCGGGAGCUGGUGUCAGAUGAUCCCUGUGCGGCCAAAGCCUGGCUCAUAACAGCCAGGACCCUGUACCCUGCAGACUUCAACAUACAGUAUGAAAUGUACAUUAUUGAACGCAAUGCAGAGAGGACAGCUUCUGCUGGGAGACUCCUGUAUGACAUGUUUAUAAACUUUCCAGAGCAGCCCACUGUUUGGCGGGAGAUCAGUGUUAUCACAGCUGCCCUGCGCAGUGACUCUCAGGAUAAACAUGCACAGUUUUUACGAGGGCUUUUUGAGACACUUCCUGGUCGUGUGCAGUGUGAGAUGCUUCUGAAAGCCACAGAGCAGUGUUUUAACACUUUGGAGAAGGCAGAGAUGUUGCUACUCCUUCUGAAGCGCUUUCCAGAGUCUGUGGUCCAACACGGGGUCAAUUUAGGAGAGACAUUGUUGGAAGCAGAGGUGUCCGAGAACGUGGAGACUCCUGUCAACUGCUUUAGAAAACUCUUUGUGUGUGAUGUCCUUCCUUUGGUCAUUAACAACAUGGACAUGCGUUUGCCGGCCAGCCUGAUGCAGAAGUACAUGCUGAAAGCAGCUGAAUUCUACAUUUGUUAUGUUACACGUGGACCCUCACCUGAUAUGCAGAUACAGGGCUCUCAAGAAGGUGGGUCUCUGAAGUCACCCAAUGUGUCCCGUAGCUCCCAGCGUUAUGUGAUUGACGGCCUGUCGGAAAAGUCUUCAGUGGUAGUGGAGCCUUGGGAGAGGCUGUUGGAUAUCCUCGCUGUGGUUGGAGCUCGCUGCGAGUGGCAGGGGGACAAGGGACAGAGGAGUUAUGUGGACAUGCUGCUGAGAGUGAAGGAGUUGUGUCGCUACCUGCCUGGCCUGGAAGGAGACACGAGAUCCCGCUGCUGCAGUCAAGUGGUCAUCUGUGCUGCGCUCGUCCUCUUCCGCAGUGCCUUUCUCUACGUCUCAGCCGUGCAGCCUGCACUGUUCCAGGGUGUGAAUGCGUUAAGUGCGGGGCCGUGGAUCCUUGUAGAGGAUUUGAGCUCUGUGUAUAAUGACGUGGAGGUGGAGAGGGGAGCAGUGAAACAUGCACAUAAGAAACGCAAACUGGCUGAUGGGAGGGAGAAGACAAUGAGCUCAGAUGAUGAGGAAGGGUUGGGAAAAGGCCGUGGUCGACACAUUUUAGUGAACAAGACUGAGAUGCCCAGCUGGUCAGAGACUUUGGAGAGCUUCCGCACAGCAAGGGAGAGCUGGGAUCUCCUUCACUCCCAUGACGGCCUGGAAGCUGAGUUCAAGAAGAUCUGUGCAUCAUGGAAGACAGACAGCUGGCUGUGGUUCAGAAUAUUCCUCACUGACAUGAUCAUAUACCAGGGACAGUACCGUAAGGCCCUCUCCAGCCUGCACCAGAUGGCUGCGGUGCUGCAGCCUCAGCCUGGGCAGCAGAGCCCCUCAGGUCAGGCCAGUCUGGAGCACCACAGGGCCCUGAUACAGCAGGCCUCCUGCCACUAUGCACUGGGAGAGUACAGGAUGGCCUGUGAGAAGCUGCUAGACGUGGUCAGUGGGCUGGUGCCCCCAAACCAUGAACCAACAAAGACCCCAGAAGAUCUGGGUAGAGUCAAGACCAAAACGAGAAAAGGUAAUGACCUGAGGUUGCUUCCCUGUACCAGCAAAGCUAUGUUACCUUUCUGUCUCCAGCUCAUGCUGGCCUGCUUCAAGCUCCGUGCCUUCACAGACAAUCGUGACGACCUGUCCCUCGGUCACGUGGUGGUGCUUCUGCAGUACGACUGGCCACACGGUGAGAUGCUGUUUUUAAAGGCGGUGGAUAAAAUCUGUCAGCAAGGCAGUUUCCAGUACGAGAAUUUCUUCAACUAUGUCACCAACAUUGACAUGCUGGAAGAGUUUGCAUACCUGCGUACUCCAGAGGGAGGGAGGAUUCAACUGGAGCUGCUGCCCAAUCAGGGAAUGCUGAUCAAGAACCCUAGUCCCGCCCUGGGGGUGGAGUUAAAUACCCUUCUGCUACAAGGGGUGCAGGCGAUGGACAGACAUCACACGGUGACUCGUGGAAUCACCAAAGGAGUGAAAGAAGAUUUCCGCUUGGCCAUGGAGAGGCAGGUGUCGCGCUGUGGAGAGAACCUGCUGAGUGUACUUCACCGUUUCUGCAUCAAUGAGAAAAUCAUCAUCAUCCAGUCUCUUCCUUGACACCCGGCCUGUGACUUUUUCACCAUUGAUAUUCCAGGCAGUUUUCAUGCAGCUCGACUGACUUUAUGACCCCAACAGCUGCUGCUGUCUCAACAGAGGACACAUCAUUUCUAGCUCUCAUGUCUUUUUCAUCCAUCAUCGAACUCUUAUGAAACUAAGAAGAUUUCUUGCCUUAAAAGUGGAUCUCUCUUUCCAGAGAGUUGGAGAGAAUACUGGAUUUGAAUUAUACAGCGCUCAUGCAGUUUUCAUAGUGUGUGUGUAGUUUUCUUGUUCACUGGUAUUAAUUACAGUAUGUGCUUAACCAUAUUUGAAGUGGUUUAAUCAUAUUGUGAUAUUUUGUGGAUGUCAGUAUUGACAAAAGAAUCGAGUGCAUUUUUGAUAUUCUUGGAUAAAGUUUAUUGUUUUUGUUACAAACUUGAUCAACUUGUUAGUUUAUAUGAAUGGUACCAUUAAAUGUCAGUUGAAUGGUUUAAAGAAA